UUUUAGGUUAGAAUUUAUCACUCACACGGUUUUUUUGGUUGUUAUGGUUUUAAAUUAAAUUUUUUGAUGUUUUUGACAAGUACUCAGGCGGUGUGGCAACGCAAGGAUCCAUAUUCCAUUUAGGCUUAAUAUGAAAGAUAUUUGACUAUUUAAGUGAUAGUGGUUGAGCGAAAAGUUGGAUAUAAUGCUACGAUUUAACCAGGCACUUAAUGUGUCCAAGCAUUUUUACUUUAGGAAUUUUUCCUCUGUUACCCUUUCAAACUACAAACCGAGCUUGAGCAGCUUAAACAAUUUAAAAUCACCACAAAUAGCAGCAUCACAGCAGAAGCAUUUUAGCAGUGAUUCAGACAAAAAGGUAGGUGAUGCCUGUGAACAAGUGACAUCCCACCCUUCCUCAAAAUCCAAGUAUUCCCAAUCUGCUGAUUCUCCUGACAGUGUUAAAUUAAAAGAGUGUCAUCCUGUAGAAAUUAACCCUUUGAAGGCUUCUCCCUAUUCAAUUCCACCGAAAACAGGAUCUAGCACACCAUGUAACAUUCCAAGUGGAAUGGAUAGAAUGCCUCAGCCUGAGGGUGCUUGGGAUGAACAUGAACGCAAACAUAAAGCGAAAGGUAGAAAGUUCCUGCUACUUGGGUUGCUUGCCACAGCUCUGUCUAUUGGAACUAUCUAUUAUCUGGAUAAGAAACGGGUGCCUCAAAAACAAACACAAGCCCAUAAGAAGAAAGCCGCUAAAGCUGCAGCAAGUGCCGGAAUAACCAAAAUUCCACCCAGUUCUGACCAAAUUCCUAAGGACAUACCGUAUCUACUUAUUGGCGGUGGUACUGCCUCUUUUACCGCAUUUAGAGCUAUUAAAUCCUCUGAUCCUACGGCUAAGGUUCUCAUUAUAUCAAACGAGCCUUAUUACCCGUAUAUGCGCCCCCCACUUUCAAAGGAAAUUUGGUUUAACGAGGAUAAUGAUGUGUCAAAGAGACUAAUUUUUAAGCAAUGGAAUGGAUCUGAAAGGAGUUUAUUUUAUGAACCUGACGACUUUUAUAUUGAAUGCGAAAAUCUUAUGAAAAGCGAAAAUGGUGGUGUAGCAGUGGCACGUGGCUGGUCAGUGUCGCAUUUGGAUGUCAUGGAAAAGCUAGCGUAUUUAGAUGAUGGUUCUCAAAUUAAAUAUAACAAAUGUCUUAUCGCUACAGGUUCGACACCACGACUGUCACCGGUAUUUGAGGUGGCAGUUGCAGAUGACAACCUAAAAAAUCAAAUUAAGGUAUUUAGGAACAUCGAUGAUUUUAAGGAUAUGCUGGAUUCUUUUGAGGAGGCAAAAUCAGUGGCCGUUAUAGGUGGUGGGUUUUUAGGCAGUGAGUUGGCUUGCGCUUUCGGAAGGAAAGAUAAAAAGAAAAAUAAAGACAUUUAUCAAAUAUUCAGAGAAACUGGUAAUAUGGGAAGAAUUCUUCCGGAAUACCUUAGCUUGUGGACGUCACAGAAAGUUAGAGCCGAAGGCGUUCAGGUUGUACCGAAUACGGAAAUUGUUGGCGUCAAAUCGAAAAACAAUCGAGUCGAACUGACCCUAAGCAGCGGAAAAACAGUCAUGGUGGAUUUCGUUAUUGUCGCCGUCGGUGUGGAAGCAAACACUGACUUGGCCGAAAAGUCCGAUUUGGAGGUGGACCCAGAACUUGGUGGAUAUUUAGUAAAUACUGAGCUUCAAGCAAGAACUGAUUUGUAUAUAGCAGGAGAUUGCGCGUGCUUUUACGAUCCAAGAUUGGGCCGUAGGCGAAUAGAACAUCACGAUCAUGCAGUCGUCUCUGGAAGAUUAGCAGGUGAAAAUAUGGCAGGUGCUCGCAAUCCUUACGAGCACCAAAGUAUGUUUUGGAGUGAUUUGGGACCGGAGGUAGGUUAUGAAGCCAUCGGUAUCGUCGAUUCGAAAUUGCCUACAGUCGGCGUAUUUGCCAAACAGACAAACAAAGAUACCCCGCAAGCUGUAGUUGAACAAACUGGCGAAGGUGAUAGAUCAAAAACCGAAGAGCUACCUCAAGAAUGUGAGAAAUACCUUUCGGAAGAAGAAAAGGCGAAACUAAAGGAAUCCAGAAAACUAAUGCCAAAUCCCAGAGAAGGAGAGGAUUACGGAAAAGGUGUCAUCUUUUAUUUGCGGAACGACAUUGUUGUCGGAAUUGUUUUGUGGAACGUGUUCAACAGGAUGUCGAUAGCGCGACAAGUACUAAAAGAACAAAAGAAAUACGAUGACCUUAACGAAGUGGCGAAACUUUUCAAUAUCCACGAGGACGAAUAAGAAAGACUUUAAGCAUUUAUCGUAACUAUCGUAAGAGAACCAACAAUUUUUUUUGUGAUUCGUUUUCAUUGAUCACUUACAUUUAUAGGUUAAGUAUUUUUAUUUUUAAGAGAGCCUUUUUUAAUAGUAAUUUGUAAAGAAAAGUGUUAUAUAGGUGUACUGUUUGGCUAAUAUAUUGUAAAUUAUGAAUUGUA
Molecule: messenger RNA, 2463 nt
Organism: Anthonomus grandis grandis
Lineage: Eukaryota; Metazoa; Arthropoda; Insecta; Coleoptera; Curculionidae
Gene: AIF
Product: apoptosis-inducing factor 1, mitochondrial
Exons: 14
Coding region: 185-2269 (694 amino acids)
Biological process (GO): apoptotic process; mitochondrial respiratory chain complex assembly
Cellular component (GO): cytoplasm; mitochondrion
Molecular function (GO): NAD(P)H oxidase H2O2-forming activity; FAD binding; protein dimerization activity
Source: RefSeq, a predicted model, not a curated record